This is a messenger RNA of Physcomitrium patens, 2513 nucleotides long. RefSeq lists its product as uncharacterized. NCBI's taxonomy places the organism in Eukaryota, Viridiplantae, Streptophyta, Bryopsida, Funariales, Funariaceae. The record is from RefSeq and is a predicted model, not a curated record.
AUCCAGCAAGGCAAGCAGAAACCCAACCAGGGAUAUAAAGCUCAAGCCGCGUGUGCAAGAAUCGCAACCCACACGCAUUCAGGGAGGCAGGCGUUUCCCUGAAAAUACUCAGCAAUAACGGUCGCCACAGGAGUCCUUGUAAUAAGCACAUGAUAAACGCAUCAUCGAAGUCACUAGCUUCUUAUUCUUGUCGAUUCCGAAGAGCCCUGAGAGCAGAGUUGAAGUUAUCUAUGAACCCUGAAUCUUGGUGACUCAUCCCAAACCUAAGCCAACUUCCGACUCUGAUAGAAAAAAAUGAUCAAUGAUUUUACGUGCAGCAAUCCCUGGUUAGAAUGUGCCCCGUCUUUCUAUGCGAAUGAGUGUGCAGUGAUCACGGUAUCGUAGCCAUUUCGAGUGAAACCUCUCAGAGCCCGUGUUUGUUGAGACUCGCAGAGUAUCUUCACCCUGGCUUGUCAUCCUAUCCUGCAUCCAGAUUCUGGGUUAGAGGCUCAUUUGGAGUGUGCAUGUGGCACACCGGGUGGUUGCCCGUGGAAGAGAAACCCUAAGGCACCCCACCCACGCCCGGUACUUUCUGUAUACCGUAAGAUUUCGUCGCUGUAAACUCGCUCAGUGAUUGCUGCAUCGCUAGCUGUGCAGGCAAGGAAAUGGAACUGGAGCGAUGGCGGAAGAGACUGAUAGAUAUGAUGCAGCAAGAAUUGAGUAACGACGACGACGAGGAUGCGAUGACGAACAUUUUGUUGCUCCAAGGGCUAAGUGCCGCGGUUGUAUCGAAGCGCAUGCGAGGGCCCCAUGGUGGGUCUAGACCAGGCCGGCGAGCUAAUGUGGAGAGGGGAAGACAGGUCGGGCAGGAGAGGAUAUGGCGCGACUACUUCGCGCAAUCGCCUGUGCAUGACGACAGAAUGUUUCGGCGUCGGUAUCGGAUGCGGCGUAGUCUGUUCCUCCGCAUCAUGAAUUCCGUGACAGCCCACGACGAUUUCUUUGUGCAACGGCGCGAUGCUUGUGGCCAACCGGGCUUGUCGCCCUUGCAGAAGUGUACUGCGGCGAUCCGCGUGCUUGUGGGUCGCCGCGGCCUUGCUGAUGCGUGCGACGAGUAUUGCCGCCUUGGAGAAAGCACAGCCAUGUUGUGUUUGAAGAAGUUUGUGAGGGCUGUGCGUGAGGUCUUCGAGGGGAGAUACCUUAGACAGCCAACUGCAGCGGACGUGCGGUGUCAAAUGGAGAACAAUGCUGCCAGAGGCUUUCCUGGCAUGUUUGCAUCUUUAGAUUGUAUGUAUUACGAUUGGAAAAAUUGGAAGAAAGAUAGGAACAACGCCAUAAUCCUCGAAGCCAUAGUUGAUAAGCGCUCGUGGAUUUGGCACUGCCAUUUUGGACUGCCCGGUGGGAAGAAUGACCUGAGUCUCGUAGAUAGGAGCCCAGUGGUUGCCAACAUGCUGUCCGUUGCUGCAAAUGAGUUCAAAUUCUCGGUGAACGGGGUUGAGUAUCCGCGGUAUUAUUUGCUCACGGACGAUACCUAUCCCAGGUGGAGUGUGUUUGUGCAAACGAUUCAUGAGCCUCAAGUAGAGAAGAACUGUCUGUUUGCAGAGAUGCAUGAAGCUUGCAGAAGGGACGUUGAGCGCUGCUUCGGAGUGUUGCAAUCUCGCUUCGCAGUAAUUCAGAAUCCUUCUAGGCUUUGGGAUAAGGAGGUGGUGAGGGACAUCAUGUACGCCUGCGUCAUUUUACACAACAUGAUAAUAGAAGAUGAGCAAGACCUGAAUCUGGAGCCCUGUUUUGAUGAGCAGAUCGUUCAGUUGAGACGCGGGGAAUCAUUUGCUCUGGAAACGCAAGGCACUGAAGACAUAGAUGAUUUGGGUCGGCAUUUUAGCUUGAGGAAUGACUUGAUCGAGCAUCUGUGGGCUCUCCAGGGCAACAGCUAUUGAAUAGAAUUCUCAGCCUGCUCAUCCACAUUGCAGGUUGUAUCAAUCUACCUUACAUUUCUACUUACCAAUGUCCUUUAGUUGCGUUUUAGGUACUACCUUAAGCUUUAUGGAAGAACUAAAAAUCUGAUUUUCUUUCGAACUAUUCCUUCUCUAUUGUUUCACAGCUCGUAACAUCACGCGCACCUCUACGAAGCUCUAUGUACUCAUAUUCUGAAGAAGUCAUAUGGGCUUUCUAUAGGUUACAACCGUUGGUUGUACUUCUCAGAGCUUCAUGCUGCGUGGCAAAUGCCUUGCCUUUGUCCGUAAGAGAAAACCUCAAGAGGUCGACAUGCACACGAACAUCGUCGUGACAUGGCUACUGCAUAUUCAGCGGCAAUCGAAUUUUCGAUAGACAUGACACAACUUUUACUCACAGUGCUGCUUUGAGUAGGUUAUGGUUGUUUUUUGUCACCCAUUGCACCCAACAAAGUACCAAUCAAUCCACAAAGUUUAUGUUUUACUCUUUGAUCGAAGGAGCAAAACAACAAAUGUGCAGAUGAAUUGUGUAUCAAUUCCACAAAAAAGUGUCGCUGAUCGAAAUUGAUGAGUUCAUUUCUUUAA